AUGUUUACAGUAAUUGUGUCGCUAUCAAUUUACCUACGACCUUGUGACCUCUGAGUUGGCAUCGGGUGGCAUCGGCGUGCCCAAGCCCAACCCGGCACGGUGCGUGGCCGACUAACAAAACAGAGGGAGCUAGUUGCCCCCUGAACGCAUGUCCGAGCCUGCGCAGUCCGCGCACGUCGCCCGGGCCUUUCAGUGAAUGAACUGCGGCCGCGGGGAGCGCACGCCUGCCGCCCGCCGACCACAUCGGACCCCAAAGAGCCUGAUAUGAGUGACGUUGAGUGCUGUGUGUAGUGAUAGUGUGAUGGUACGCGCGUGAGUGACGCUAUGGCCGCGCGCUCGCUGGAGCCCGGCCACCACCGACUAUGUGCGGCGUCGUAGGCGAGCGCGCGCUCGGUCGCCGCUGGAGGCGGGGCGCGGGUGUCGGCGCGGGCGGCGGCUCGCCCAGUUGACAGCAUGCUCAUCGCGCUCAACGACUCCAACCUCACUGACCUGGCGCUCGGCCCCGACCUGCCCACCAGCCCCUACAGCCUCGCGCAGAAGAUCAUCAUCGCCAUCAUAGCCAGCGUGCUCUCCGUGCUCACUGUCGUCGGCAACUCCAUGGUCAUGAUCAGCUUCAAGAUCGACAAGCAGCUACAGACCAUUAGCAACUACUUCUUGUUCUCGCUCGCCGUGGCUGACUUCGCUGUGGGCCUGAUCUCGAUGCCGCUGUACACGAUGUUCACGAUCUACGGCUACUGGCCUCUCGGGCCUCACGUGUGCGAUACGUGGCUCGCGCUGGACUACCUCGCGUCGAACGCCUCGGUGCUCAACUUGCUCAUCAUAAGUUUCGAUAGGUACUUCAGUGUGACGCGGCCGUUGACCUAUAGGGCUAAAAGGACUACACGAAGGGCGACGAUGAUGAUAGGGGGAGCUUGGGGGUUCAGUUUGCUGUUGUGGCCGCCGUGGAUUUACGCGUGGCCGUACAUCGACGGCGAGAGGAAAGUGCCACCGCACGAGUGUUACAUUCAGUUCAUAGAGACGAACCAGUUCAUUACGUUCGGGACAGCCAUCGCGGCGUUCUAUGUGCCAGUGACUGUCAUGUGUAUACUGUACUACAGGAUAUGGAGGGAGACCAAGAAACGGCAGAAGGAUCUGCCCAAUCUGCAAGGAGGGAAGAAACACGAUUCCUCUAAGAGAUCUAAUUCUAGUGACGAGACGAGAGAAGUGGACGGCCGCACGAGGUCCGAGUCUGGUGAUGCGGAUUCCGUGUACCACGUGCGAGGCGCACUCCACGACCAGAGGUGGAGAGAUAACCAGGCAGCAAACGCGCGUCGUCCACAACGAGGCUGGGCGGCAGUGAGAGCGUGGUGCGUCGCCUGGUGGCACUCCGGCAGGGAGGAUGUCGAGGACACGGAGCCUGAGGAGGAACCUUCAGACCCUGGGUACGCCACCCCAGUGUCUGUUGAGACGCCGCUACAGAGUUCCGUGUCCAGAUGCACAUCGCUAAAUGUCAUCAGGGACCCUUAUGCGUCUCGUGGUGGUGGAUCUAGCGGUUCAGGGGGUGACGGAGGUACCUCCCCCCUCCGCCGAACCUAUGAACCACCCUCAAACAUUCCCGCAGCCCGCGACAGUCGCUCUCUGCCUCCUAACACCAGAAUCAACGCAACUACCUCACCAGCACCCAAAUCUGCGUCCGCAGACUCAGUAUACACCAUUCUUAUUAGACUACCCGAUGCUGAUACUGAACGACCAACGAUCAAAAUGAUCACAGAGGAAUCUCCACCUUCUAAUACAAGAACACAUUUCCGACCCACUAGAGGGGAUUCCGAGCUUAAUCUCCAUCCCGCUGGUCAUCAAGCGUUGACUAGGAGAACUUCACAUAUACAAGACGUUAGAAUCCCCUUAAACGCCAAAAUAAUACCAAAACAGUUGGCAGGGAAGGGUAUAACUAAACAGCCAAAACCAAAAAAGAAAACACAAGAGAAAAAGCAGGAGACGAAAGCGGCGAAAACGUUGUCGGCCAUCCUUCUGUCGUUUAUAAUCACUUGGACGCCUUACAACAUACUGGUGUUGCUAAAGCCACUGACGGCGUGCACUAAGUGCAUUCCUGACGAGCUGUGGUCCUUCUUCUAUGCUCUUUGUUACAUAAAUUCUACGAUUAACCCUGUGUGCUACGCCCUCUGUAACGCCACCUUUAGAAGAACGUACGUGCGGAUUCUGACGUGCAAGUGGCACAAUAGGAAUAGGGAAGCAAUGACUAGGGGAGUGUACAAUUGAAUUGUGAUGAGCUUCGUACUUUGAAUGAUUGUCUCGACGGUGCCAAAAUGUUAAUUGCCCAAUUUUGGUAACCGUUUAAGUUUUGUUUGUUGUCGUGCAAAACAAUGCUGGUAAUUGGAGAACGGAGUUUCGUUUUCAGAAUAUGGGGAUAUGUGCCAAAUAUUUCAAGUUUCUGUUACGAGCAUUGGCACGUUUCAACUAAAAACUCUUUAAUUUCUAAUCCUUCCUAAAAUGAGAACUAAAAUGGACUGCUAAUAAAAAGUGGUAAAAUCCAUGUUUAGUGUGUGAAAGUAAAAGUUUAUUUUUGUCCAUUGAAACGAUUAGUUGUGAAUUUUAAUUUCGAUUAGUGAGUUGACCGUCCCGUCCAUACAUAGUAUAUUAUUUGUAGACUUAGAUACAUUUGUUUUGAUUUUAGUUUGCGUUCAUUAAGAAUAUUUUAUUUCGGACGUUUUUUGUGAUGUGCAAAGCAU
Molecule: messenger RNA, 2726 nt
Organism: Helicoverpa armigera (cotton bollworm)
Lineage: Eukaryota; Metazoa; Arthropoda; Insecta; Lepidoptera; Noctuidae
Gene: mAChR-A
Product: muscarinic acetylcholine receptor DM1
Exons: 5
Coding region: 454-2256 (600 amino acids)
Biological process (GO): adenylate cyclase-inhibiting G protein-coupled acetylcholine receptor signaling pathway; chemical synaptic transmission; G protein-coupled receptor signaling pathway, coupled to cyclic nucleotide second messenger
Cellular component (GO): dendrite; synapse; plasma membrane
Molecular function (GO): G protein-coupled acetylcholine receptor activity; G protein-coupled serotonin receptor activity
Source: RefSeq, a predicted model, not a curated record